Pecten maximus is the source of this 5095-nucleotide messenger RNA. RefSeq lists its product as uncharacterized. Gene Ontology annotation, cellular component: signaling receptor complex. Gene Ontology annotation, biological process: positive regulation of kinase activity; multicellular organism development; protein phosphorylation. The record is from RefSeq and is a predicted model, not a curated record. Gene Ontology annotation, molecular function: transmembrane receptor protein tyrosine kinase activity; ATP binding. Lineage: Eukaryota; Metazoa; Mollusca; Bivalvia; Pectinida; Pectinidae. The transcript is spliced from 18 exons. Bases 1 to 2949 code for a protein of 982 amino acids.
AUGACCGCUAACGCUUCCUUGGAAUUCUACGACAAAGAAAAAGACGAUAUCAUAUACUCGUUAACUGUGGUCGCCCCUGACAACGGUACCGACACUCUGGAAUGGUGGACCAACAUAGGAAAAUUCAACCGGUUUGACAUUGCCAUGGAAGCUUUUCUUGACAUCGGGGAACUUCCUGAAAGACCGUCAUACGUGUUAAAUCACACCUUUGGAAUCCAGAGUGCUAGCAUCUCGUACACUCUAACAAAAGAUUCCAACGUUGCAAACCGAACAGACAAUGUCAGCUGUCAUUCAACAACCCAGGCUAUAGAACCAGGAGUAGUGAGCUGUUCUCAACACGUUCCUUUCUUUGAAUAUCGCCUGGACCACGGUGACGUAUUUACUAUGAAGUUUGUAGUGGCUAGUGGCGGAUAUAUCAAACUCGAUAAUACUGCAAAAACCGUUCAAAAAUUCAUUGGUAAAGAUGGGUUCAAGGAACUGAGACUGAAGAUUGAUUUCACACCGCCGUACAGUUGUUAUGGUAACAACAGCUGUGGAACAGUCAAUACAGGUCCGCCAUUACAGGUCGUCAACGACAUCACUAAGGACCCAGUCUUGCUGAAAUGGUCUGGAUGGGGUGACAGCCUCUCUGGUCUACAUUCAUAUGUUCUGGAAGUAUUCAAACUGAGUGGUGGCGGUGUUUAUUUACUGGAACAAGAUCCAAUGAAACCAACGUAUGUGUGGACAUUCGACCUCGACGUUCAUCAGCAUAAUGUCACCCCUAAUGAAACGGGGAUGUACUCGGCAAUACUCGGCGUAAAGGACCGCGCCAACAACACCAGAUAUGUCCGCGAGUUAUUUCUGUAUGAUUCUACGUCGGAUAUCUCCAUGGAAAUGUCCAGUCCUGUACAUGUAACAAGCGCCUCUCAAGAAUCGAACUAUCACUGGCAGAUACCGCACACUGCAGGAAAAACGUCUAUCGAGAUUGACUGGACCGGCCAUUUUGUCAACAAAGUUCACCAGGAAGGCGGCUUCUUGGCCAGUGUUAGGGACUACCCUACUCAACUCAAGAACGAAUACCUGGACACAGUACAGAAGGCGAUCUCUACAGAGCUUAGGAACCCAGCCGCUAAAAGGACAAGCAACAGCAUACCAAACAUCAACGGCAUUAUUAGGUUUGAACUAAUAUUGGAGACCUUUCUGAAGGAUGUUACCCCCGAGCCCCCUCAGACGAACUGGAGGGAGGAUCUUAGUUUAACGGAGACCACUGCAGUCGAGGAAAAUGUCAACCAAGGAGAUUGCAAACUUGUUUGGGUCAGAGCUUAUGAUAUCAUCGGUAACAAUGCUACAGAUUAUGGGAUGGUAUGCUUUGAUGCAUCUUUACCACUUAUCGAAGUGGGUUCUUUUCAAAGAGAUAUUGAGAAAGAUUUUUUUAGCAGCGUCAAGUUUCGUACUCUGGAUCGUGAUAGCGGCAUAGCCAUGGUAAAAUGGUCAUUCAUAGACAAUGCAACACUUCAGAAUAUUGAGAUACCAGUUCAUGACAACUUGCCUGUGCCUGGAAACAUGGUCAAUGAGACGAGGUCAGCCUGUGACCUCUCCGGAGAAUGUUACUGCAUUGCUACUGGGGAGUGCUUUUCUACAAAGUACCAUUUAGAUAUCGACCACUGUGUUCUCUACCAGCCCCGUAUUGAGAAUACCGAAACCCACUACAUAACAACACUUACCGUGUAUAACCAAGCCAUGCUGAAUGUGUCCGCGGAGUUUGUGAUUGAGAACGUUCAAAACCUGCGUGGUAUGGAUUAUUGCGCGAAAAUAUUCCAGCAGAGACUUGUUGAAUCCGGAGGACUGACAGCUGGUGGAAUAGCCGGGAUCGUUCUAUGCAUUGUUCUAAUUAUCGCCUUUGUAGUCUUUGUACUGUUUUUACAUAAGACUGGACGUCUGCAAAAGGUUAAAGAGAGAAGUCGAGAGAGUUUGCGCACUUUUCGCAGAACUAUCAAAAGAGGGCGGGGCUUUGAUGGUCUUAGCCAUUACAAGUCUGGUGGGUUUAACGAGGAAGACAUUUAUAUAUAUGGAAACCAGUCUUUCAACGAAUCCCCAGAAUGGAUGAUUAGUCCGGAGGAUUUGACACUCAACAACAUUAUCGUCAUCGGAAAGUUUGCAAAAAUAUAUGAUGCCAGUUUGAUUCAUUUCGGGCGACAGAUGAAAGUGGUUGCAAAAACUUUAAAAGGCGAUUUUACGACAGAGGAUGUGCUCUUGAUGAACGCUAAAAUCAAUUUCUAUGGUACAAAAGUUGGACGGCACUCCUGUGUCCUGGAAAUGAUUGGAGCAAUUGUGAACGACGAAAAGAUGGGACCCGUUAUGGUAUUGGAACAUUGUGGUUACGGCUCGGUAAAAGACUGGCUUAGAAAUAACAAAGGUAUUCCUUCUGACUCAAACAUCGACUUCCUGUUCCGGUUUGUAUAUUCCAUCGUCCAGGGGAUGGAAUAUCUGGCCAGUCAAGGGAUUACGCACAUGCGCUUAGCAGCUAGGAACAUAUUGUUGACGGACAAGCUUGAACCAAAAAUCUCCGGGUUUGGACCUCGUCAUGGCGAUGACGACGAAGAUGGAGAAAGGAAAGAACGCAUCCCAAUAAAGUGGAUAGCUCCGGAAUGUAUGAGCAAGAGCAAAACUGAUGCAUCAGAGAAAUCCGAUGUCUGGUCGAAUGGUGUUGUCAUGUGGGAGAUCUUUUCAUUCGGAGAUACACCUUAUACCAACAUAAAAUCCGCCGACCUGCCACGUGCGUUGAAGAGAGGCGAGAGACUUACCCGACCAGAAUAUUGUGACCAAACUCAUUACAAAAUUAUGGCCAACUCCUGGAACAUCAACCCCACAAAACGACCAUCAUUCCGGGAAAUUCGGGAAGAAAUUGAAAGCAUGUAUAAGACAUCUGGAGGUGACAGCUUUUAUUAUGCAAACUCUGUCGGGGAAUGAACAAUUUAGAAAAAGAUAUUGAUUUGCAAGAAAAUGUGGGAAAAAAACUCCAAAAGCAACAACAUUAGCCCAAAGACUAUAUGUAAUUACUAAUUGCAUAUGUAGCUAAAACUUUAGUUUAAAUCAUAAAUUUGAUUUGAUUCAUAAUUACGAACGAGAGCUUGGUAUUGCAUUUGUUUUAGCCAAUAUUGUAUUCAUCUGACAUUAGCAGUUUAAUUCUCAUAGUGGGCGCUAUAUAUAUGUCAUCAAGGUUUUGUUGUGAUGUCACGGAUAGAUAUGAUGUAUGUGUGUCGUCAAAUGUAGAAUCACGGAAUUUAAUGCAUAUAUCAACAUUCUGACGUAUGUUUCGAAAAACCUUAACCUGAACGCUAUCAAAAUUCUAACGAUAGAAAGUUCGACACCCAGAAUAAUCGCCAUAUUAAAAGGUAUGGGGAACUCUCUUUACGAUAUAUAUCGUCAGGCAAAAAUGUCUUUCAAACACAAGGAAUUACAACAUAGAUUAUCUCCCCUAGAGUGUACACUUGUGCACUCUCCUACAACCUACAUACAGAACAAACAAUGAAAUCGAUCACAGACAGAUUAUCCUCACUGAAUUCUGAAUUUGGCAUCGCGUUACCUUUAUUCGUAGAUUUCGUUUAAGAUAAGAACAAAUCAUAUCUCAUGUAUACAGAAUUAAAGUUGCAUUGUAAUGAAUAAGUAGUAUAUAUUGCAAAUGAUUUAAAUAUGUUAAUCAAUCUGUAUUAUUUUCUUGGCUAUCAUUGCUUUGUCGCUAUGCAUUACAUGUCUCUGGUAGAAUUGUUUAAAUCAAUUCACUUGAAACAGUGUAUGUAUAUUUGUAUAUAAAAUACUAAUGCUACAAUAGAAAUAUCAAAUUUAAUAUGAAAUGACUAGUGAUUCUGAACGCUCCACUGACGAAGAAAAAAAGGACAAUUUCAAGGGAAGCUAUUAUGAAGAUAAAAAUGCUUAGAAUUACAAUGACUCAUCUUUUACUUAGUGGAUGAUUCAGACAUAAAUUUGAUGUCUCACUCACGAAACACUCUCCUGGUGAUUGGUCAUGUAGAUAAAUAUCACAAAACAUCACAAUAGGUAAAAGAUAUAUUUAAGUUUUGUUUAAAAUAGUGACAUAUUAUUUCAUCCUGACGUUUAUCCCGAGAUUCAUAUAAAAUAUUCUAUGUUCACCACAUGCGUGUUGUGAUUAUGAUUUCUGCUGUCAGUGGACAGUGAGAGGAGAUAGGUAUAUUUAAUCUACAUAUUGAGAAAUAUUUGUUUUUUCUGUGUUCUACGGUCUUUGUAUAAAACACAUAAUACUGCAACGGUACAAUGAUAAUAUAUUGUAGCAACUAACAAUUCGGUUAUACUUUGUUGUGGAAAAUCAUUUGUAUCAAAACCUGCUGCCACAUGUAAUUCCUGUAUAAUAACAUAUUGACAUGUCAUUGAUAUACCUGGUACAGGUAAUGUCGGUAUUCAUUGUAUUCAUAUGGAUAUAUCAUUGUUAUUCACGAGCAUUGUUAAUAACGUGUGACAUUAGGUUAUCAAACAGGUAAUACAAGUAUCCAUUGUUUUUUUUUUUGACUACGUUACGAGAAUUGUAUUGUUAACCCUGUAUAAUGUUAUAGUUUAACCUCCAUGUACAUUUUAGUUAUGGAAGGUUUCAGUAAUUUGCUUUUAAAUUGCAAAACAAGUUCAAACAAAUUACUCUUGUCGAAAUAUAUUCAUUGUUAUUUUUUUCUAAUUCCUAAGAUUGAGGACUGUAUAUACUGUAUAGAGAACUUGAUGAAGUUAAUACAUCAUUUAACUUUAUUUAUCACUCCCCGACAUAGUAUCGAAAUAUUUCAAACUGCAUGGCAGUCAUUAGAUCUGAAUGUUUCUGGUUCCAAAACAGGUCGAUUAAAACAUUAAAGAAACAUGAAGUAAAAGUAAGGGGGAAAGCAUGGCAAGUUUAAGAAUUAAUCAGAAUUAAUCCAUGACAAUCAAUGACAUGUUGUCUGUGAUACUUAAAUAUGUUUACAUUUAUUGUAUUUUGAAUGAGAAGACUAAUUAAUAAAACGUCCUGUGUAGAUGAUGUGUACCCUGUUGACAGCUGAUGUAUGUAUGUUAUGUCAAAUUAACCACUAUAUGUAAUACUAAUAAAAAAGAAAUAACAAUA